GUAAUCGAUUUUAAAAAAAAGAGACACGAAAGAAUCGAUAUUGUUAUAAUCGUAGGUGAGGGUAAUGAAUGACGCUAUCAUUGGGCCAUGCCUCCUCCAGGCCCAUGUUCUUUUAAUUAAAAAAAGGAUUAGAAGACGUAUUUAAGUAACCGAAGGAGAUCCUGCAAAGGAUGGAAGAGGACGUAGAUAAAAAAGAAGAACAAGAAAUUGUUGUAAAUAAACAAUCCUGUUCUUCCCCUAAUUCGGACGAACAACUUAAAUGUUCUCUCUAUCUUUCCUGCAGUAGUAUUAUUCCUUGUGGUCAGGAUCACCGAAGUCAAGAUGGUGAGAAUCUUCGGUCACGAUUAGAAGAAGCUAUUGGUAGUUCGGAACCUUCAGGAAAAUGGCAAAUUUUCGAAACUUUGUGCGGUUUUAUUAUAACAUUUGAACGAGAAACCGAUGUGGAUAAUCUAUUACAACAUUGCGAUUUUGCACGACUUUUUGAAGGACCUGUACAAGUAGCUCGAUUUGCUGCAAGAGAUACUCGUUAUAAACAAUUUGUGCUACUUCGUGACGUACCUUGGGCAAUACCACUUCAAGAACUUAGCUCCGCGUUGGAGAUGCAGGGAAUAGCGACUGGGAUUAUCGAAAGAUCGCGUCAAUAUGUUCGAGUUGAGCUUUUGGAAGCGGAACAUUACGAGCUUCUAUUAAGACAAGGAUUAGAUUUCUUCAGUGUUGCACGCUUCAGUGCUAUUCCCGAAAGAUGGUGCCGUCCUGGAACUGGAAAUAUUGCUAUGCCACCGAUUAUUUCCGGUAAUUUCGCUCCAGGACAUUCUCCUGAAACAUCUAAUUCUCAUCAAGGCGAUAGUGUUCUUCAAUGUUAUCGAUGCCAAGGAUUUUGGCACGUGGCUGCUAAUUGUCGACAUUUGCCAAGAUGCGUUCGUUGUGGUGAACCGCACAGCGUUGAAUUUUGUCCAAGACCAAGAAAUAAUCCUAUCUGUUGUCAUUGUUCCGGCCCACAUCAUGCGGGCUACCGACAAUGUCCUGUUAGAUUGCAAUUAUCCAACGCUACUCCUAUCAGCAUCACUUUAAGCACAGCACGUGCUGAAGGCCAAUAUUCGUCGAAUCCUACAAAUAAUAAAUCAACGCCUUCACCCCAAGGGUUGUCACCAUUAAAACCAAACCUUUCUUAAGCUAUCGUUAAACGAUUUGGGUGAUCAUUUUCUCAUCUUUCCUUUGAUAUCAAUUACUUCAAAUCUUUUAAAUUUCAUGUUGAUAUCAUGCGAUCCAUGAUUCAUGUGAUCUAUAGUUAAAGACUGAUUAUAGACUUAU
Polistes canadensis is the source of this 1311-nucleotide messenger RNA. RefSeq lists its product as uncharacterized. The transcript has 6 exons. The record is from RefSeq and is a predicted model, not a curated record. Lineage: Eukaryota; Metazoa; Arthropoda; Insecta; Hymenoptera; Vespidae. Bases 171 to 1172 code for a protein of 333 amino acids.